AUGUUACCCAGCCGAUUGGGCUCAGCCGACAGCCUCACACCACGAACAGAAAUACUUGCAUCCUUACGGCAAUUUGUCGACAAGUUCUGUGCGGUAAUCCAUGACCUCUGUGACAAGGCACCCAGCGUUGCGGAGGCCAUUGCUAGAGUCAUCCAGGAGAGAGUAAGAUCAAGAACCUGCCCGGACUCGCCGUUAUCGAAACGGAGGCCACUCCGAAAUCAAGACCCGUCGUACCGUCCAUCCAAGUUUGUUAAACGCGAAUCAGCCGUGUGUGACGCCGAGCCAGAUAGUCUAGAUGCAGAAAGUGUGGACGAGAACCCAAGGAGCGAGAAUGUCAAGUCUUCCGACUCCUCCGCCGACGAGGGACUUGCCAACUCACCAACAGGGACUCCAGCGCCCAUUGGAUCCCCGGCGGAGGCCUCUACGGACCCGAUGCAAUCGACCCAACAUGAAGUUCGGGGCCAAGACCUUGCUGCCCAGUUAUCGGCACCGGACCAUUUAUUCAUGGCGAUCCCCUCCGUGCGAGACCUGAUCCUCCAUACAACCCGGACCCUCCAUAGGCUUGCCAAAUAUCAAGAUGGAGUGCCAGCGAACAUUCACAAGAGGAUCGUUCUUACUUUACAGGGUGAGAACCCGGAGGCGCUAGCCUCAUUGCCCUGCGAUCAGUGGUCUGAUGGCUCAAUGUGGGUGCAAAUCCUUAUGAGGGGUUAUUCCCACAGGAGCAGGGUGACUAUCCUCAAUAUGCUGGAGUACAUGGGAGCCUGGGAAUGGUACGAUGCCCAGGUAAGAUCUAUGCAAAAUGCCCAAGCUACCGCACAGGGCCAGCCCGCAGGCCGUCGAGGUGCAGCGAUCAAGGUGCUAGACCGUAUAACACCGCGGGGAAAGUGGAUAAGUGGAAUCGGAAGAGUCAUCCCCGAACAGGAUGAGAUAACUAGUCCGGCGCAUACCAAUCUCUCCGACAGCGAAAUUGGAGAGGACAGCUGA
This is a messenger RNA of Aspergillus tanneri, 984 nucleotides long. RefSeq lists its product as uncharacterized. The transcript is spliced from 2 exons. Lineage: Eukaryota; Fungi; Ascomycota; Eurotiomycetes; Eurotiales; Aspergillaceae. The record is from RefSeq and is a predicted model, not a curated record. Bases 1 to 984 code for a protein of 327 amino acids.